AUGAUUCUGUCAUGUUUGAAAGUGUAUCAAGUGGGUGGUGGCUAUGGAGAUGAUGGGGUGGAAGGUGUUGAUCAGGUGGGUGGUGGCUAUGGAGAUAAUGGGGUGGAAGGUGUUGAUCAGGUGGAUGGUGGCUUUGGAGAUGCUGAUGUUGAUGGGGAGGAAGGUGUUGAUGGGGUGGAUGGUGUUGAUCAUGUGGGUGGUGGCUAUGGAGAUGUUGAUGGGGUGGAAAAUGUUGAUGGGGUGGAUGGUGUUGAUGGGGUGGAUGGUGGCUAUGGAGAUGUUGAUGGGGGGGAUGGUGUUGAUGGGGUGGAUGGUGUUGAUCAGGUGGAUGGUGUUGAUCAGGUGGGUGGUGGCUAUGGAGAUGUUGAUGUUGAUGGGGUGUAA
This is a messenger RNA of Biomphalaria glabrata, 384 nucleotides long. Its product is annotated as putative cuticle collagen 79. The coding region runs from base 1 to 384 and encodes 127 amino acids. The transcript is spliced from 2 exons. The record is from RefSeq and is a predicted model, not a curated record. Lineage: Eukaryota; Metazoa; Mollusca; Gastropoda; Planorbidae.